AAAAAAAAAAAGCUCUGCACACGGACCAAAGUCUUGUGGUAGCUCUUGCAACAUAUAAAUUUCACUUCUUUUCCCCUUCUUCCGAUCUUUAAACUACUCAACUCACAUCCAAAAAGUUAAAGUAAAAAGGAAAUACAAUAUCUAUACAUACUUAAAAUAUCCAUCGCUAUAUUGACUCCACUCAUGUCUUCCCCUCCGCCCCAUAUCGAUAUUCCAGUCCUCAUUUCUGGUGCUGGUCCUGCUGGUCUUUUUGCAGCCAUUCUGCUUACAAAAUUAAAUGUCCCAUGUCGAGUGGUCGAGCGCCACCUUAAAGUCUCCCCUCUCUCCAAGGCUCUCGUGGUCCAUUCACGGACGAUGGAGAACUUUGCGAUGUGUGGUAUCCUAGACAGGUUCCUAGCUCAAGGAAAGCGUGUAUCCGAGUUCCAUGCUUAUAAUGGAGCCAAGCCUGUCGCAAUCAUCCCCGCACUCACCACUAAGGAAUCUCAUUACGGCUUUGGAUUGUUUUUAGAGCAGCUCAAAACGACCAAUAUUCUAACAGAGGAAUUGGAAUCCUUGGGGAUGAAAGUCGAUCGAGGAUGGGAAUUGAUGGACACAAAAGUUGUGGAAGAUCCGGAAGACAAGACUCGAUCAUGGGUCGAGACAAAGAUCCGUCGAGCCUUGACCGGAACCAACAUUCGGGAGACAGAGAACAAAGUGUUGGGCGUAGUUGAAGAAGAUCCAGAGGAGGUAGGCAAGCAGUAUGAAGUCCAAAUCGUACGAUCUCAGUACCUGAUUGCCUCCGAUGGCGGCAGAUCUGUAGUGCGCCACAAGUUGAACAUCCCAUUUCCAGGAAUAACCCUGGAUAACAACAUUCUCAUUUAUGAUGGAAAUGUUGAGUCGGACUUUCCCUUUGAGAACAUUACUGUUGUGAAUGGUGCAAAUAAUCAUAUUAUGGCAGCGUUCCCACUGCUGGAUGGACAAAUCCGUAUCAUACUCGAUAACGGCACCUUGACUCCAGAACAACAUGCUGCGCUCAAAUCUGAGGAGCCGACAUUGGAAAAGUUCCAGGAAUUGGUAUCAGCUUGUGUUGCACCUGCGAAACUCAAGUGUCUCGAUAGCAGUUGGUUGACAUACUACCGCGUCAAUGAGAGGCAGGCAGAGCAUUUUGCGUACAAGAACAGGGUUUUUUUAGUUGGGGACGCUGCUCAUGUGCAUUCUCCCGCUGGUGGCCAAGGAAUGAAUUUGGGGCUUCAAGACUCUUUCAAUCUGGCAUGGAAGAUGGCCCUCGUUUUCCAUGGAAAUGCACCUGAAAAUAUCCUUGAAACUUAUGAAAUUGAGCGCAAACCUGUAGCAGAUGGAAUCAUCAAGCUGUCACACAGCAUGAUUGGGAUGGCCAUGGGCAACGAUUUUAUUACGAGAACUAUCAGGAAUAUUGCAUUUACUAUAGCUCCAUACGUUGCUCCUUAUCUCACUACUCUCUCUCCCGACAAUAAUCCGGUUCCUAUGCUGAAGAUUAGGUACCACGAAAAUGCCAUCAACCAACGUUCAAAGUCACAGAUAUCUGUCUCCGAGGACUUCCAAGUAGGUCAGAGAGCUCGCGAUGGUGAUUUACAGGUCAUCGAGAAACAGGAUCUGGGGUACGCGCCGGUGGAAGGCGUGGUUGUGCGACUUCACGAGUUGAUGCCUGGUCCAGGUAUUUUCCAUAUCCUGGUCUUUACCUCGGACAACUUCCUCUCACCAAAGCCAGCGGCCAAAAAGAGUACCCCUGAGUCUAUCGAUUCAGCAGAAGAACUAUCCAAUGAGAUCCGGACCCAUCUUCAGGCCUGGGGGUCAAGGUGGGCAUAUCCUUUGAUUGAUUCAAAUACGGAUGCGGCACAUCAAGCGGUGAAUCAUAACGAUUCUGGAGCAUCAUCACCUGCGCGGUCGUCAGCAGCGAUCCCCUUUGAACCCAAAGUAAAAUCACUAUUUAUGGCUCAUGUCAUUAGCUCAGUUUCGCAGUGCCAUGGUGGACAAAAUGGUAUCAAUAGGGUUAAUCAGCAAACACAAGCACAGGGCAUCAAUGCACUCUUGGUCAACAACCCAGGAGAGGGCAAACUGUACUUGGACCAGACCGGGCUGCUGCAUCAAAAGUAUGGAGUGGAUGCUAAACAUGGACCAGGAGCCAUCAUUGUCGUCAGACCGGAUUCACAUAUUGGAUACCGCGUCCUUGGUACCAACAAGGGAUCAUGGGAGGAAGUUGACCAAUACUUUGAAUCUAUUCUUGUUAAGUGAACAAAAAAAAAAAGAAAUGUGUGGGCAAGGAUGUUAUGAACUGUCUUUUCACAGAGCUAGUGAAGGAUGAAUAAAUCAAUUUUAAUUUGACCGAAAUCGGUUUUGAUGUGAGGGGUUUAUUUGCGUGGCUGCGCUAUCGAGGUUUAACACCAAGUGUUUAUUUGGAGGGUGAUACCCCGUUUAGUGGAUAAGAAUACGCAAUUGGAGUCUGAGGUGUCAUUGAUUAAUAAAACUGAGUUGGCCUUUCUUAUUAUCCGACUAGAUUUUUUUAAGGUUGCCCAAUAAAAAAGAAAAUGGAAUACGGCAU
Messenger RNA from Lobosporangium transversale, 2557 nucleotides. Its product is annotated as FAD binding domain-domain-containing protein. Gene Ontology annotation, molecular function: FAD binding. The transcript is spliced from 5 exons. The record is from RefSeq and is a predicted model, not a curated record. Bases 184 to 2250 code for a protein of 688 amino acids. NCBI's taxonomy places the organism in Eukaryota, Fungi, Mortierellomycota, Mortierellomycetes, Mortierellales, Mortierellaceae.